AUUGGGUUGAGGCUUCAUUUUUGUCACAGGGAAACAAACCAGGAAAUUCUUUCUGGUAUGUGGAACUCAAUUGCCGCUAUAAAGACGCGGUUUUCAAUUGCUGUUCGCAAAGCUCUACAGAAAAAUGUUACAAAUUCAAGAUCGCUGCCAAAGCAGUAUGCUACUACUGCAAAUACCGAGAAAGAUGGUUUUAGAGACUAUAAUUCAGCAAAACCAUUCAAAGAAAUCCCAAUCCUGACGAGACUUCCAGUUAUAGGAACUGCUGGACACCAAUUACCUUGCUUUGGUACAUAUGAUUUGGAAUUGCAAUUCAAUGAAGGGAAGAGAUUUGUUGGUGACAUAUUUCGAGAAAAGUUUGGAUCAAGGGAUAUUGUUGUUUCCUUUAGUCGUGAAGAUCUCGAAACCUUAUAUAAAUAUGAUGAAAAAUAUGGCAGAAAACUUAACUUUCCAAUUGAUGAAGAUGCCUUGCAGAUUUUUAAAAAAGAAGAUGUGCAAAUGAUUGAAAAAGAAUGGUAUCGUUUGAGAGAUUUUGCUAGGCAGUCGAUGUUAACUCCUAACGGUGCAAAGACCUUCUUAAACAGCAUUCACGCUGUUUCAGUAGAUUUCAUCAAAAGAAUGGAUACAUUUUAUGGCGAAACCCAAGAAACUCAAGACUUGAUGAAAGAAAUGUAUAGAUGGGCUCUAGAAUCUAUCUUUGUUGUUGGACUUAAUACCAGAAUAGGAUGCCUUGAUUUACCUCCAAGAUCUGAUGGCAAAAGAAUGUUCGAACUACUAAUGAGCCAGUUUGAGUGUAUGCAGACUUUGGAAGGUUUUGCCGGCAGCCUACAGUUAUGGAAGUCUUUGCCUAUAAAUACAAUGGCACGCUAUCAAAGAUCUGCAGCUGAAUACAAUCGCUUAGCCAUAAAGCAUUUUGAUGGUGCUUUGUCUGAUCUGGCUAAGACGUAUGUAAAACAACAUGCUGAUAAAAGUGAACUACAACCGACUUUUCUCAUGAACUGGUUGAAAGAAGGAUUGGACACCAAGACUGCUAUGCUUGUUUUUCUAGAUAUUCUACUAACAGGCGUUCAAACGACAUCUCACGCUGCGGGAUUUUUGCUUUACCAUUUGGCAAAGAAUCCAAAGAAACAAGAACUGAUGUUUGAAGAGCUACGAGAAAUACUACAACCCUCAAAUGAUGGCAGCAUUUCCUACGAAACUUAUGACAAGUUAAAGUACUCGAAGGCUUGCUUGAAGGAAUCGCUUAGAUUGACCCCAGUUGUUGGCGGAAUAAUUCGAGCUUGCAGCAAAAAUCUGGUCAUUUCCGGCUAUCAAGUACCCGCAGGGACAUUGAUCGCCUUGGGAUUUCAACCAAUGAGUUUAAAUGAAGAAGAAUUUGAUGAUCCUGAAGAAUUUAUACCAGAGAGGUUCCUGGUAACAUCACAGCAGGCCUCCCAAUUUUCUCUUCUACCAUUUGGAGGAAUAGGACCAAGAACAUGUGUGGGUCGAAGAAUUGCUCAGCAAGAAGUCAUUUGCCUUGUCACUGAGAUCCUCAAAAAGUAUAGAUUAGAAUACCACGGAGAUGAUGUUGAUGUCUAUGCGCAAUUAACCUGUCGUCCAACAUCUCCCAUUAAGAUGACAUUCAUCAGAAGAUAAGAAAGAGGAUUAUCUCUUAAAAAGAUUCUAGUCUUUUUUUUAAUUUAAUAUGUUGCAUAAGUACAAAUUUUUUUUCAAGGCUCAACACAGCCAAAAACAUGUGUACUGAAGUUUUUUUUUAACCUCUUGUGUAAUUUGACUGUAUCUAUAAAAAACUUAGUGCCAGUUUGCUGUGUUUUUUACAAAAAAAUAAAUAUGUAAUU
Molecule: messenger RNA, 1835 nt
Organism: Parasteatoda tepidariorum (common house spider)
Lineage: Eukaryota; Metazoa; Arthropoda; Arachnida; Araneae; Theridiidae
Product: putative cytochrome P450 49a1
Molecular function (GO): oxidoreductase activity, acting on paired donors, with incorporation or reduction of molecular oxygen; monooxygenase activity; iron ion binding
Source: RefSeq, a predicted model, not a curated record